This is a messenger RNA of Mercenaria mercenaria, 2375 nucleotides long. RefSeq lists its product as uncharacterized. Gene Ontology annotation, biological process: carbohydrate biosynthetic process. The transcript is spliced from 2 exons. Gene Ontology annotation, molecular function: sulfotransferase activity. Gene Ontology annotation, cellular component: membrane. The coding region runs from base 870 to 2153 and encodes 427 amino acids. Lineage: Eukaryota; Metazoa; Mollusca; Bivalvia; Venerida; Veneridae. The record is from RefSeq and is a predicted model, not a curated record.
UGUACAUAUAAAGGCAUAAAAAAAACUUUGAAACAACUGUAUUUGUAUGAAAUACAAGUGUAUAGCAAACAAAAAAAAGAAGUUAUUUAAGUAAACACUAUUGAGGAUUACAAACGUUACAAAGAUUUUGAAAAGCUGUAGAUAAUGGCGUCUUAAGGAGGAUUAGGGAAAAAAUGAAAGAAAAAGACGUAAAUAUCUUAUAUUUGGACUGUACAUUUCUCAUAGUUUUUAAACUUAUUUGCUAUAGUGGUCAAUGAUUAAAGAAGCAUGGACAUUUUAAUAGUGUGAAAUUUGUAUAUAGAUCCUUGCAUAUACUGAAGAAAAAUACUGGAGUGUGUGCUUCAAGUUGCCAAACACACUGAAGACUUGUUUAUACUGGUUUAUAACAUUUUAAAUCAAGACUGUACAUUUCUCACAUUUUUAAACUUAUAUUUACUGUAAUGGUCAAAGAUUAAGGAAACAUUAUUUGACAGUAUAAAACUUUUGUACAGAUCCUAGCAUAUACUGAACUACUGGAACAUCUGUUGUCAAAAACAUGCUUAAGACUUGUCAAAUACAGAUUAAUAAUCGUAUAAUACAAAUCCUAUUUGUGUUAUAUGUAUAAAUAUGUGCAUUAUACAUGGAAAAUAAUACAAUUUCAAGUAAAUAUUUAAAUAAAAAAUGAUAUGACAGGCAGGAACGUUGAGGCGGCUAUACUGAAAUUUUGGAAGAAUCGAGGAAUGGAGAAGUACUGGAAUAUAAUUGCAGACUUAACAUGAAAUAAACUGUGAACAAAUAGACUGGGGGUAUUUAUGAGAGGCAGAAAUUUUUAGCAGCAGUGGACCUUAGGAUAUACAGUAUUUUACACCUAGCAUUUACAGUUGCUCACAAUGGUCAACAUUUGUGCACCUUCAAAAAAUGGAAUAACAGCAAAACAGUUUAUAGUGUGUUUCUGCAGCCUUGGUGUGAUAACUACGCUCACACUUAUCAGAUUAACAAUCAGUAUAGAUUCAAGCUUCGUGCAUUUUUAUGAAAAGAUGGUCAACACCAAAUAUUCCUUAAUGAAGCGGCACAUUGAAAGAGCAAAUCAUCUAAAGAAGGUGUGCAAGUACCUUAAGGACAGGGUGAGAACAAUACCAUAUAGCGACCUUAACAUCUCCCAACAGAUCUACACAACGCGAAAUGCACUGGUUUGUGUGGUGCCUAAGUCUGGUUGCUCAUUCCUUAAACAAAUUAUAUACUAUUUAACAGACCCCCAAGCACUGCUGAACUCUGAUAAACUGGCACAGGUUGGAUUAAUUAACAAACUUAAAAAGGAGGUUUUCAAUCUCACCAGAUUGGAAGUACAUUAUUUGCUAGAUUUGGAACCUGUGAGAAUUACAGAUCAACAGUUCAUAAACAGUAGUUCUCUGAAAGUAGCAGUUGCAAGAAAUCCAUAUUCUAGACUUUAUUCUGCAUAUAUGGACAAGGUCUAUGUGCCAGUGUUUUAUGAAAUCUUUAAAGCCAAAUACAAUGAGAUGAUCAAAAAUGGUGUGAAACUGAAAAAUUCACAAGCUUGUAAAGAUUAUAUUUCUUUCGAAGACUUUUUAGAGAUCAUAUUAUCAGAAAUGAGCCGAAGUAAAGGGGACCCUCACUGGCUCCCAGCCUCGGUUCUCUGUAAUGUAUGCGAAGUGAAACCAGACAUAGUGAUAAAGCAAGAGACAUAUUAUGAAGAUAUAGACUUUUUCCUGUCUCAGACAGAUAUCAGUCAAACUGAAUGGGAAAAUAUUGACUCAGCUAUUGCAAAAAAGGGAAUCCAGACUGAUUCAAUCAUGAAAGGCUUGAUUCAAACCAUGUACCUCAGAGGCUUGGAAAGUGAUAUAAAAUGCUUCUCAAAGAGGCAGAUUGCUCAGCGUGUCUGGGAAGCUUUAAAAAUUCAAGGUCAAGUUUACCAGUACCAAAGGUUUCCUUCAAAAAAAUUAAGAAAACAUUCUCUUACUAUGUCCAACGUAGCUAAUGUUUUCUUGUCUCAGAUGAAGAAAAUGCCAAUCACAGCUGCGGAAAGUAAGAACCAGAGACAGAAGUCACUAGCAAGGGCAUAUAGAAAUAUUAGGCCAGAGUUAAUCAUUAAAAUUCAGGCUUUGUUCUAUUAUGAUUUUAUGGUCUUUGAUUAUGACUUUGACCCACCAAAGUAGAACUCUGUAAAUAAAUAAUAGUAUAACAAAAUAGCUUCAUGCUUUGAUACUCUUUUUUCAUAUUAUCAGUGACUUUUGUCAACAAUAUGAAUGUAGCUUUUAAAAUCAUACUACAUUGAAUUCAAGAUAUAACAAGCAAAUUCCAUGAAUUGGUAUCCCGCGCCAAAAGGGUUUGUGGUGAGGAAUGGCAAAAAAAUAUAUCUAGCAAAAAGUUAAGGAUGU